Colletotrichum lupini is the source of this 1107-nucleotide messenger RNA. RefSeq names its product cytochrome P450. Gene Ontology annotation, molecular function: iron ion binding; heme binding; monooxygenase activity. The coding region runs from base 1 to 1107 and encodes 368 amino acids. The record is from RefSeq and is a predicted model, not a curated record. Lineage: Eukaryota; Fungi; Ascomycota; Sordariomycetes; Glomerellales; Glomerellaceae. The transcript has 2 exons.
AUGGGUAUCUUAGUGAACGACACUACCUUCAGACUCUUCUUGGGCAACCUUGUCACGAUCUUCCCAGGACUCCUUUUUCUUUAUCUCAUAUGUGUAGGGAUCUACAACAUCUCGUUCCAUCCUCUCGCAAAUUUCCCUGGUCCCAAACUGACAGCAUUCACUGGCUGGUAUGAGACCUACCACGAACUCUUUGGUGCACCUGGCAAGACUUUCGCCUACAAGAUUCAACAGAUGCACGACGACUAUGGCCCUAUCGUACGCAUAAACCCUCACGAACUUCACGUCAGUGACCACCACUUUUUCGAUGUCCUGUUCGCUGGAGGGAGCGCUCGCCGUGACAAGUACUCGCCAAGUGCCAGUGUCCAGGGCGCUCCUGGUGGCAUCUUUGGGACCUUGAACCACGAUACUCAUCGAAUGCGCCGGUCUGCCAUCUCUGGCUUCUUCUCCAAGCAGUCUGUGGUUGUCCACGAAGGACUCAUCCACGAGAAGGUUGAACAACUCUGCGAAGUUUUCAAGAAUUACGCCAGGGAGGGCAAUCCGUUCAACAUUCGUGUCCCGCUGUUGGCUUAUACCACCGACUUCUACUGCGCCCAUGCGCUUGGCAAGACAGGCGACAUGCACUUAUUAAAAGACCAGGCAAAGGCCCAAAAGUGGAGAGCAAGUAUCAUCGGUCUACUUCACUUCACCCCUAUUGUCAGACAGUUCCCAUGGUUUCUAUCAUUCGCGUUUGAACUCCCAAUGUGGCUCAUCCGACGAGUAUCGUCAGAUCUGACUUUAGUGACCCAGAUUUUGCUGAACAUGGAAGGUCAAGCAAAAGAGGCCAUUAAAGACUCGUCGGCAUCUAUCGGUAUUAAAGAGGACAACGGCAGCCUAUUUCAAGCGAUUCUUAGAUCGAACUUGCCUCAGAGCGAGAAGGGCUCCAAGCGAAUGGCCCAAGAAGGCUUCAGUGUCUUAACAGCUUCGGGAGAUAUAAUCGGUAGAAUUCUGACCACUGCUAUAUAUCUGUCAGAUUGGAAGUCUAAUUCGACCGCGGCAUACAGCCGACUGCGCAGGGGCCAAUUAGGGGCCCUAUUUACGAUUAUUAUAGCCAGCUUAACCUAUGGUUAG